Molecule: messenger RNA, 513 nt
Organism: Emiliania huxleyi CCMP1516
Lineage: Eukaryota; Haptophyta; Isochrysidales; Noelaerhabdaceae
Exons: 3
Coding region: 1-513 (170 amino acids)
Biological process (GO): regulation of DNA-templated transcription
Cellular component (GO): nucleus
Source: RefSeq, a predicted model, not a curated record
AUGGUGAUACUCGCGACAGCCGCCCUGGUCGUUCCGGUGCUUGUGUCCUCGCCCACGCCCGGCGCUGAGCCCGUGCCUGUGGGCGAGGGCGACGCGGUGCUGUGCAAGGACCAGGCGUCGCAGGCGUGGUGGCGCGCGACGGUGCGGCAGACGCGCGGCGACCAGCUCCUCGUCCACUACAUGGGCUGCGACGACGCGUGGGACGAGUGGUUUGACGCGUCGUCGCCCGACAUAUGCGCGGUCGACGCGCAGGAGGCGGCGCGCGGCGCGUUCCAGAGCGAGGAGGCGGAGCUCGAGCUCGAGGGCAUGGGGGACGAGGAGAUCCUCGAGGCCUACCGCGCGCAAAAGUGGGCCAACAAUGCGCGCUGGCAGCUCGCGACCUUCGCGCAAGCGCAGCUCGGCGAGUGGAAGGGCAGCUGCCUGCUCUGGCGAGAGGCCCGCGACGCGCGCGCCGAUGCGGUGGGAGGCCAUCGGCGCGGGCGGCAGCGGAUGGGCAGCGGAAUGUACGAGUAG